AUGAUGUCCCAGUAUACUCUUCCACCCAGUCUGAGAAAGAACGCAGAAAUCGACGGGGGCCGCCUCGCGAAUGAAUCUUCGGUUUUUGAACAUAUCGAACAGGGCUAUCGCCGGAAUCCACAUAGUCUGGCGGUCAUCAGCACCCAUCAACCAGCAGGGCACCUCGCAUCUGUCGUGCCGCGAGACGACAAGGUCGACGAUCAGCACGUCACCCGUUACAGCUGCCUCGGAUGGACGUAUUCCCAGCUUCAUCGCACCUCUCUACAGCUCCUCGGAGGCAUGUUGGCAAACGGCACACAGCCCAACAGCACGAUUCUCAUGCUGAUCCCCAACGGCGGAGAAUACGCCCUGCUCCUCUGGACGUCGGUGCUGCUCCGUCUGACAUACGCCUGCGUGGACCCGUCCCUGCUCGAGCCAUCCAAGAACCAAGAGCUCCAAGCCAUCCUGGACCUGGUGAACCCGUCGCUCGUCGUCGUGCGGGAUUCCGCCGGCGCCCUCGCCCUCGACGCGCUCCUGGCAAAGACAACCCCCAACAACCAACGCCAGCAUCCAGUCCUCCAGAUCACGCUCGAGGAAACCGCGCGCCCCGGCUGGAUAUCCCUGUGCACGCUGGCGGCCUGUUCCGGAUUAUCGCCCGAACAGGCCGACGGCCAUCUUGCCGCCGCGCGAGCCGACUCCCCGGCCCGCACCCAUUCCAUCCUCUUUACGUCUGGGACCUCCAGCAACCCCAAGGGCUGUCCGCUGCGCGUGUCGGGAAUGUCGCACGCCCUGCAGUCGCAGUCCUGGCUUGUAAACGCCGAGAACGGUGCGCGGGCCUUGCAGCAGGGCCACAACUCCCGGGGCAUCGCACCCGCGCAGACGCUGCAGACGUGGCGCGCAGGCGGCGCGGUUGUGAUGACUGGGGGCGGGUUUGACGCGAGCGAUCUCGUCGACGCCGUGGUGGACUACCGCGCGACGUUUAUUGUUCUGACGCCGGCAAUGGUCCGUGCCGUGGGCCAGGAGAUCGAGUCGCGGGAGCGGCAGACGCAGGAACGGGUCGAUGUGGAUUCGGUGACGUCCGUGCAGGUUGGAGGCGACGCCGUUACCAAGGACGUGCUUGACAGAUGCGGCCGGCUGUUUGUGCGCGCGAAGGUCUGUGUGAACCACGGCAUGACGGAGGGAAUGGGCGCGUUUUACUGGCCGUUUUCUGAGAUGACGGUGCCGGACAUUCCAUUCUACGGGGAGAUGGCCCCGAUCGGGGCUGUGGCGCCCGGUACGGUUGUGAGAAUCUGGGACAGCGAGGGCGAGAGUGUGGCCGGGCGAGGGGAGUUGGGAGAGUUGCAUAUGUCUUGCGGGGGCACAAUCCCGGGGUAUCUGGGUGGGGUCGCAGAGGACUCGUUUUACCAUGACUCCAAGGGGAUCCGAUGGUUUAAUACCGGAGAUGUGGCGAUGAUUGAUGGCGACGGAGUGGUUUUUAUCCUCGGAAGGAAGAAGGAUAUGAUUCGAAAAAGCGGGACGGUCUGCGUGGUGUCAAUCGCCCAUCCCGAGUUAGGGCACGAGCCCUUCGCCGUCCUGGCGAGUCUCAACGGCAAAACAGAAGCCCAGAUUAAACAGCAUGUCAUACGAAGCUUCGGUCAAAAGUACGCGUUAGGAGGCGUGUCGACGUUAGAGCAGCUUGGACUGCGCGAGUUCCCGGUAAAUGCAACGCACAAGUUGAUCAAGACGGAUGUUCAAAGCGCAGUCGCAAAGUAUUUUACUAGAUAG
Molecule: messenger RNA, 1743 nt
Organism: Aspergillus ochraceoroseus IBT 24754
Lineage: Eukaryota; Fungi; Ascomycota; Eurotiomycetes; Eurotiales; Aspergillaceae
Product: class I adenylate-forming enzyme family protein
Exons: 2
Coding region: 1-1743 (580 amino acids)
Source: RefSeq, a predicted model, not a curated record